This is a messenger RNA of Nymphaea colorata (pocket water lily), 1019 nucleotides long. RefSeq names its product protein SOMBRERO-like. Gene Ontology annotation, biological process: regulation of DNA-templated transcription. The record is from RefSeq and is a predicted model, not a curated record. The coding region runs from base 69 to 1019 and encodes 316 amino acids. NCBI's taxonomy places the organism in Eukaryota, Viridiplantae, Streptophyta, Magnoliopsida, Nymphaeales, Nymphaeaceae. Gene Ontology annotation, molecular function: DNA binding. The transcript is spliced from 4 exons.
AUUCUUCCUCUUGUGGGUGCUGUGUUACAGGCAACCAACAGGGUUAAGUUUUGAAGUUGGUAGUACAGAUGAUGCCUGGAAACGUGCAAUUGUCUGUCCCUCCGGGCUUCAGGUUCCAUCCAACCGAUGAGGAGCUUCUCUACUAUUACUUGAAGAAGAAGGUGGCCUAUGAGAUCAUUGACUUGGAUGUUAUCAGAGAUAUUGAUCUCAACAAACUUGAACCAUGGGAUCUCAAAGAUAAGUGCAGGAUAGGAACUGGUCCUCAGAAUGAGUGGUAUUUCUUCAGCAGGAAGGACAAGAAGUAUCCAACGGGGACAAGGACGAACAGGGCGACGAACGCUGGGUUCUGGAAGGCGACGGGGAGGGACAAGGCCAUCCACAUGGGCAGCUGCAGGCGAAUAGGCAUGAGGAAGACGCUGGUGUUCUACACGGGGAGGGCACCCCAUGGACAGAAGACCGACUGGAUCAUGCACGAGUAUCGCCUCGACGAUGAGAGCACUGAUGCCCAGGAAGAUGGAUGGGUGGUUUGCAGAGUCUUCAAGAAGAAGAACCAUCAAAGAGGAUUCCCAGAAGAGGCAUUCCAGGAGGAGGAUCACUUUCCAAACCUUCAAAGGCCAAGCGGGCCUUCUCUAAUGGAGCACAAACCAAACCUACCCAGCUCCCAGUAUGACUUCUCCUUCGAUGGUUCCAUGCAUCUUCCCCAGCUACUCAGCCCAGAGUCUGGGGUUGCAGCAUUCAAUAUGCCACCUCUUUCCCUCAACUCCAUUGACAUCGAAUGCUCCCAAAACCUCAUGAGGCUGACCACCAAUGGAAUGAUGCAGCUAGAUCAGAAGCUCACUGGUGAUUGGUCUUUCUUGGACAGGCUGCUUCAGUCCAACCAGAUGAACCCGGAUCAGUUUUUCCAGGGCAAGUGCAACCCAGCCGCAGUGCAGGUUGUGGAUGCCGCUGGCUCCUCGAUGCAGAGGUUCCCAUUUCAUUAUCUUGGUUGUGAUCAAGACAUGCUAAAAUUCUCAAAGUAG